Echinops telfairi (small Madagascar hedgehog) is the source of this 390-nucleotide messenger RNA. RefSeq names its product acyl carrier protein, mitochondrial. NCBI's taxonomy places the organism in Eukaryota, Metazoa, Chordata, Mammalia, Afrosoricida, Tenrecidae. The record is from RefSeq and is a predicted model, not a curated record. Gene Ontology annotation, molecular function: acyl carrier activity; acyl binding. The annotation marks the transcript as partial. The transcript has a single exon. Gene Ontology annotation, cellular component: mitochondrion. Gene Ontology annotation, biological process: fatty acid biosynthetic process.
GUGGCCCGGCCACUCAGCACUACUCUGUUCCCCUCUGGGAUCCGGACGAGUCCCAGGGCUCCGCGGUCGGUCUCGGUGCUCGUGCAGGCUCCUGGUAGAGUUACACAGCUCUGUCGCCGGUAUAGUGAUGCACCACCAUUGACGUUAGAAGGAAUCAAGGACCGUGUUCUUUAUGUCUUGAAACUCUAUGAUAAGAUUGACCCCAAAGAACUUUCAGUAAAUUCCCAUUUUAUGAAAGACCUGGGUUUAGACAGUUUGGACCAAGUGGAGAUUAUCAUGGCCAUGGAAGACGAAUUUGGUUUUGAAAUUCCGGAUAUAGAUGCAGAAAAGUUAAUGUGCCCACAAAAAAUUGUAGAUUACAUUGCAGAUAAGAAGGAUGUAUAUGAAUAA